UUGAAGUCAUGCCCCCGAAGGCGACUUCGGGAAGGCUGUCAGUUGCUAGUAAACGUUCACAGCGUCCGUACCCGGCGGCUGACCCGCGACGCGUCCGAGCCGUCUCAUUAAAAACUAUAACGCAUCAUUCUUCCGCGUUUACAAACAAGUGCCAAGUAGAUAUCGAAACAACUGACUCUGUGAUUUUAAUCCAUAAAAGACUUUGAUUUAUUUUAAAUUGUUUUGUUAGUUAUGUGACAAUAAGUUAAAACGGACAAAAUAUUUAAACUUUUUAAUAUAAACAUUUAUCAGUGCAACGACAAGUGAUCACUGUGAGUUGGGCCUUGAGCUGAAGUUAGUUUGGACAGUGUUUGCAUCGCCGGUGUUUACGCCGCGCACGUGGCCGCGCCGCCCGCCCGCGCUUUGCGAUGCCGCGAAAAACUUUCUUGGAAAACACUGCCCUAGUGUAAGUAAGUUGACUCGCCUGGGAGAUAACGCGAUCGCGACCAUGACUUUAACCUGUAGCGCCUGAUUUAUGCAGCGCCGACUACAUGUUCGUGGAAAAGAGGAGUGUUGUGUUUUUAUUUUUUUUUCGUUGGAGGAGACGGUGCUCUCCUCUAGAUUAAUGAUUUAAAUGGCAAACAACAACGCCGUUUCGUCGACAUUGCCGUCGAGAGAUUAUCAUUGUAAAGUCUGCGAUCUCUAUCUGGACACUGUGGACUCUUUGGAAGUGCAUUUACAAUAUCACAAGGAGAACCUGUACGUGAAGUGGGGUACGCAGAAUGCGCAAAAUGAUUCUGAAAAUAAUAAUAGCGCAAAAGUGAAGAACGAGACAACAGUGUCGGCUCCUGCUGAUUCGAGUGACAACAUGAUCACUAAGCCCAGCCCGGAGUUCCAGCACCGGGCGACGCCGGAGACCACGGUGCAGUUCCCGCAUCCGGCGACUCCUCAGAGCUACCACAGUGCACCUUCACCAUAUCAAAACCCUGAUCAAACAAAUUUCUCUCCUGGAGCCCAGUUUGGUAACAAUUUUCCUCAUUCUAAUUUUCCACAAAAUCAACAUCAAGAUCAAAUAAAUUGGGAGCAAUCCCAAUACAACCAAGAUUAUCAUAAAUCAAAUCGCUUCCAUCCAUAUAAUUUACAAGAACGUGUGUCGCAAGUAUCAUCGUCGAGCCCACUGUACGGCCAGCCCUUGAAUCAGCCGACUCCAUCACCUUCGCCAAACCAAUGUGACAAAUGUGGCUUUGUAUGCGAUUCUGCGGUCCAGCUCAACGAGCAUUGUAACUCGGCUCAUGCAGGCGCCAGUGCUCCACCCGCUUCCUCAUCGAUGCCAUUUCAACAAUAUGCGGGAAAACCAUAUAAUAAUUCAGGUUAUCAAAAUGAUACUGUAAAAAUUAAAGAAGAGCAUGAAGAGUCAUCUGACAUAUUAGACCUAGAUUCGCAAAAAGUAGUCUACCAAGGCAAUGAAGGUGAACAACAGCCUGCCACCUAUGAGGAUACGUCAUCUCAAGUUCGUGAAGUGAAUACCAGGACUGUUCCAAUGAUGCCAUGGGAAACACAGAAAAUGUACAGCAAUCCUCAAAUUAACGGAGACGUAUCUUUGUUUAAAGAUCAAAAAAUGUUCUCGGAACAAAAAGUAUAUCCCACAGAGGGGAAAAUGUUUCAUCCUGAUCAAAAAUUUGGAUACACUCAAGAAAAGUUCUUAGUCCAUCAUGAACAAAAACUGUUUAUGCAUGUUGAACAAAAAGUAUAUCCUGGUGUACAGAUGCCACCUCUAACAGAUUACGCUGGGACAGUCGCUUCAAGUAAUUCCGAAAUGAAACCGCCUUAUCGCCCUUAUGAUUCUCCAUCUGCACCUCAAAUAACGAGCACGCAGCCUGCAAAUUCAACAUCAUCAAACCUUCCAUCUAUCGGAGGCAAGGGUGCUAACUGGAAGUCUAACGAAGCAAGAAGGCCAAAAACAUACAACUGCACUGCAUGCAAUAAAUGGUUUACAAGUUCCGGACAUUUGAAAAGGCAUUAUAAUACAACACUGCAUAAGAACGCAGUAAGAUCUUCAGGACAACCAGAUCCAGCUUCGAUGCCAAUUUCAAGUCAUCACCAUCCAAGUCGUGAACCGUUGCAAAGCCGUGCUCAGCAGCAAAACACUGACUCGAACACUCAAAGCCCCAUCCCGUCUGAUGACAGCCGAAGCGUGGACGAGAGUGUCAUGCAUUCGCCCUACGCGUCGCAAAGCUUCGAGCGUUCGCAUCGUGUUGCCGCCAUGCAGUCCAAGUCAUAUACACAUCUUCAACAGGGUAAUUUAGAUAAUAAUUUCAGUACUAAUCAUUUAGCUAAUCACCCUUUACAGCAUCAAGUCGGUUCCCAUCCAAUUAAUAUAGGUAAUCAACCUCCGGGUAUAGGAAUUCAAAAUGACAGUCCUCAAGGUUCUAAAUCUACUUCAAUAACCGGCGCGAAUCCCCCAAACGGGGAAGCAGGUCCCUCUGUUUCUCAAAAUCACCAUAUGAGGGGCCUGCUAUCAGUAUCAACCAGCAAUAUUUCAGCACCAGCUCUAACCCAGAGUACGGCACUUACGGCGCACACGCUUCCACCAUUCAGCCAUUUGGGUGUCAACCCGUACAGUCCGAGGUCUACGGAUCCUUUGGGGCCUUCGGUUCCGGACCCCACGCACACCCCAUUAUAUUUGGGUCAGAAUUUUCAACAGACUAUAGCACCGAGUUACCCAAACGGGAUGGCCCCCCACGUUAUGGAUAUGGCUAUCAACAAUCUGCCUAUAGCCAAUCCGGCUACUUUUGGUGAAUCCACACCUGAAGAAGUCGAAGUUAUGGAACAAGAAACGAAUCAGCCUGCUAAUGGACGUUUGCCGAGCUUUUCGCAACUUCAAACGCAGAGCUUCAGCGUUUAUGUUUCUAACUAUAUUACAUCGCCUAACGUGGGGGGUCAAAUUGUCGCCGACGAAUCUACCGCCGGUUACAUAAUUGUGGAUCCAGUUCAUUCUCCUAUCCAGUACAAUAGUAUUGAUAUCGGUGGACAAACAAUAGAUUAUGAAUACAACUAUUCCCCUAAAACUAUUAAAUCCGAAAACAUCAUUAACUAUAAUCAGGAUAAUGUAAAAAUUUAUCCAUAUGGGUACGCCGUUGGAGGAAAAACUAUAAAACGAGAAGAUGAAGUAUUACGGACUGACUCAAGCGAGCUUCAAAUUUUAAAGAUAGAGGAUAUUAUGGAUUAUGCAAACAAAGAAAACUAUGGAGCUCAGAUGAAGUCUCCAGCGAGUCCAGAAAGCGCUAAAGCUGAAAAUGAGAGCCAUGGAUCACCUUCUAUUUCAUCCACAGUACAAAGCACGCCGCUGACUGAAAGAAAUCAGCUGAAAAAGAUCGCAACAGUUACUGUGCACAAAUGUUUCGAGUGUGAUAAAUUAUUUAACAAAGCUUGUUAUCUUACCCAGCAUAACAAAACUUUCCAUUCGGGUGCUAAGCCCUUUAAAUGUGAUCGAUGUGGUAAGCGUUUCUCUGAUGAUGUUUCGUACGAGGGUCACUAUUUAAAACACGCAGACAAUAAACCGUUUAAAUGUAGCGAGUGCCCUAAGUCUUUUAAUCAUAAAACAGAUUUACGCCGACACAUGUGCUUGCACUCAGGAUGCAAACCAUUUGCAUGCGAUCACUGUGGCAAAGGAUUUAUAAGGAAAGAUCACAUGGUAAAGCAUUUUGAUACCCAUAUGAAAAAAAACUUACGUUCGUCAUCUUCUUCGGUUUCAUCUUCAUCACCCUCCUCUUCUACAUAAAAUAUGAGGUGUGUUAUUUUAGACGAGUUUUGUACACAAAUAAUUAUUAUUAGCAUUGUCAGAUAAAAAACUUGUGCAUAUUUGUUUGAAAGUAGGUAUGUAUUUAUAUAGUUAAUAACGUUGAAACACAACGUUUUGUUAUAGAUCUGUUAUGUCCUUUUAGCGCAGCCGCGGAGCGACUCCGACGCAUGCAUUUAGUCCGCGAGCUACGAUUUUUUGUUGUUCAUUCAAUCUAACCUUGCGUUCGGUGCAAGGUGACUUUACAUGUCUGGGUGUCUGGGCGCUAAACAUGUAAUUACAUGACGUCGGAGUGUUAUUCCGCAAUAAUUUAUAGACCGAUCCAUAUCAUUUUUACAUAUGAUAUAAUUACUAUUAUAUUAUAGUAUUAGUUAGAUAAAAAAUAUCAAGUGAUUUAUGACAAAUGUAGGUGAUUGAAAUGGUUGUCUUUUUCGACAUUUAACCAGUACAUAUCUUUUUAUGGUAGAUUACGGACCGAAAAAUAUUUUAGUUAAAAAGCUAUGUUUUAAUUAUUACUAUUGUUGACUUUACAUCUGUGAAGGAUGUGAGUAUUGUAGUAUAUUUUUUCGUGUAUAACUUAAUAUGGGACUUGAUGCCAGACCAGCUUAUCUUUUUACUGUCGAAAGAAGUUUAUAAUUUGUUUGUUUUCAAAUAGUUAUAAUUUUGGUGCAAAAAGACAAAAAAAUAGAGAAAUAAAUUAGUCAAUGAUCAUAACGAAGUUCAGGUGUGUUAAUCAAUUGGCGGCAGAAAUACUUAACUAAAUCAGUAGCUAGAUGUUGAACAUGAUUAUAAUAGGAUGGAAGUUGAUAGCAAAACUAUAGUAACUGUUUUUGUGUUUUAAGAAAUUGUGUUAUAUUGCGUGAAAACACCUCAUGAUAAUGUGCCAUUGCGUUUCGUUUGGACAUAGAAAGUGCGUCAUUACACAACGCGUAGUAUUUAUAAGUGUCGUUUUAAAUGUCGUUUUUGUUUUAAAUUCUGCUAUUAGUUAUUUCUUAUAUUAAUAUUUUGCCGGUGCUUCCUAUAUUAUUAUUUUGUCUGUUGACAUUUGUUUUAAUGAUAAGAUAGUUGACGAAAUUCGGAUUUUUUCUUGAAAUUUAAAACUAAUUUAUGUCCAACUUAAGUUACCAAUAUUGUAUUUGAACGAAUUUAGUUUAAACAUUCCUGUUUCGUUAGUGGUAGGAAAGUAGUCUUCCUGAACGUUGCCAAAUUAACUCCGCCAACUGUCUGUUGCGAAACAAUUUAACUUUAAUGAUUUUUAGCCUAAUAAUGAAAUUCUCUAGCAAUAAUUUUAAUAAUGUAAAUGUUUUUGUAUAGUAAUAAAAUAUCAUGUUUAUUAAAUCACUUAGGUACUGAACGUAAACAAAGGGAGACAUUAUUGACUUUGUACAUAUUUGUAUGGAGGUGUAGAUGGACUCGCUUUACGAAAAUGUGAAAUGAAGACCUUAGUAGUGUGCAGGCGCUUUAAAAUGUUCAUCUCGUUUUUAUUAUAACACUUUUGGUUGACCGCGUUAUGACAGGAGUCGGGGCUCCUGUGUCAGAUAUCAUAAAACACGACUUGUCCGUUAACAGUGAAUAUCGCGUAUUCAGCCCUUAUUCACAUAUAGCUCAUUUGCUCUAAAUAACUAGCUAAAUAUUUUAUUGCGCCUCGCCUUAUAUUGAAGCUCGUAACCAUAUCUGUAGUCUAUUCCAUUGGCUAAGUGUCCACUGGCAAAAAACUUGCAGAAGUCACCUGUUAUUGUCCAAUCAACGUCAGUCUACCUACAAAUCUUGCAGAAGUUAACUUGCUGCGUGUGUAAGUAACGUGCAAGUGACUUGCAUGAGCUAACUUUUGCAAGUUUUAUUGCUAGUGAACAACUUAGCUUUAGAAAAGAAUAUUCAUUGGAAAUAUAAUAUGUGCAAUAUAUGAACAUUGUAUCUAAUUAAUUUUGAUAAUGUUUGUAUUUGACUGUUGAUUAUAUUGCAGAAGUAUUUUUAUACAAAUAGAAUUACACUAACAAUGCCUAUCUACCUCAUCAGUGACUAUAACUAUUUAAUGAAUUAUUAUCAAACGAACUCAAAAAUUCUGAAUUAAAUAGAAUGGAAGAUUUAUAUGUAACGCAUUUAUUAUAUAAAUAUUUACACAAUUUUAAUAGAUAUUAACAAUCAUAUUUCGAAACUUGAACAUCUUUGUUAGCAAGUUGUAUGUACACCUGUUAACUGAAAGCGUGUGUUCGUAUGCAAAAUAUUGUUGAGUAUCAAUCUCACCAUUCAAUUCCUUGAAUCAUUAAUUUAUGCAUAUUUUUGUGUGUAAAAAAUAUUUCUCAUUUGUUUUGCCAUUUCCAUAUUAAGUAUGUGUGUAAAUAAUUGGAUACGGAUACAUGCGUAUGAAAACAAUAUAGUUUAUAGCAAAAUGUCUAAAAUUAAUAUCAUCAGAAUACAAAGUUUAAUUCAUAAUUUUACUAUAGUGUUGGGAAAUUUUUUGUAAAACAGAAAUAUUUUCACGUAGCAAUAAUAGUGAAACAAUAUGGAACUUAACUACCUCAUUUAACGAGUAAUAGGGUUAGAACGUGUUGUGAGGGUGAAGGUAGCGGGGCGGCGUGGCGUCGGAGUGUGCCAAACCGAAUACCUCAUCUCAUCUUGCCUUCAAUGUACCUAACUAGUGGAUCCUUUGUUUCCUGCAAGCGCCGUCGAUGCCCCGUAGACUCGCAACCUAACGCCCGACAUCAGAUGUAUUUUAGCAGACUUAUUUGUCUCUCUUGUACUGUUUAAAAUGAGCACUAGUAGUAACGAUUAGAGAUAAACUAAUGUAAAUAUUAAACGGUAAAUUUGUUAUUUAUCAUAUUCUAUUAUUGUAUUCAUCGAUACACUUAUUUUGAAAUAAUUUCGUAGUGAUUUCAAGUUUAUAAAAUAGUUUAUAAGGAUGAUAAACUAAGAUUCCGUGUUUACGUUGUGUAUAAUAUUAAUUUAAUUAUUAUCAGUUACCAGAUAAUUUCUGUUACAUUCAGUUGAGUAAAAUUGGAGAGGAUAAAUACCAUAACAUGUUGUUUUUUUUAAUAUUAUCCCCUCCUCGUAGGUUGGAUACGUUUGUAGCGGAAACGCAGACAGGUGCGUUUAAUGGGUUUUUAACUAUAUUUGUUUACUAUUAAGCGUAGUGCGAAAUUGAAACUGUUUCUAGGUGAUGCCGAAAUGACGUCAUUGGCUUCUAACAUAAAUCUUACCUAACACAAAGUGAUCUGAAAUAAUACUAAAUAAGUUUGCUUAGCACGAACUGCGCGAGCAGCAAUAUUUGUCUUUGAGGUCACUCUGGUGUUGCCUAGGAUCUUUCUAGAUUAAGUCUCGAUAAUAGAUUAUCCUAGUAAUAGGUGGCAGAUCUGUCACACCGCCACUGCGAAAAUCAUUUUCUCGUGCUAUGCGUUGAUAUGAUCAUAUGGGUGAUGACUGAUGCAGUAAGAACUACUGAAUAAACUGACUUAAUUUACUAUUUACUCAUAUGAACAUAUCGCUAACUCACCACAGCUGGGCGAUAUUUAUUUAAUGAUAAAAUUUUGCCAAAAUACGUUCUGUUUUAAUUUAAAAGUUGUUUUAUUCAUUAUUCUGUUGGCAAAAUUUUGGCUUUAAUAUGUCUAGUACGCAAAUCAAAUUAAUAAUCCUUAAAAUUGACAUAUUAUUUUAGUCAAGACUCAAUCAAUUAUUUUAAUAUUGUACGUAUUUGUUUACACAUACCACUGCAAUAGCAGUUCUCCUGUCUCAGGUCUGUCAGUAAAUAUAUAAGUUUAA
This is a messenger RNA of Maniola jurtina (meadow brown), 7534 nucleotides long. RefSeq names its product transcriptional regulator prz1 (gene zld). NCBI's taxonomy places the organism in Eukaryota, Metazoa, Arthropoda, Insecta, Lepidoptera, Nymphalidae. Gene Ontology annotation, molecular function: DNA-binding transcription factor activity; RNA polymerase II cis-regulatory region sequence-specific DNA binding. Gene Ontology annotation, biological process: regulation of transcription by RNA polymerase II. The transcript has a single exon. The coding region runs from base 614 to 3760 and encodes 1048 amino acids. The record is from RefSeq and is a predicted model, not a curated record.